AUGGGUUCUUGUAAAGAAAACCAACAAGAAAACCCACAACAAUCAAAUUGUGGGUUUGUUCAAGGCCCUAUCAUUGUAGGCGCAGGACCAUCUGGUCUUGCAGCAGCUGCUUGCCUCUCCAACCAUGGCGUCCCUUCACUAAUUCUUGAGAAAAGUGACUGCAUAGCUUCUCUAUGGCAGCACAAGACCUACGACCGCCUCAAGCUUCACCUUCCCAAACAAUUCUGUGAGCUUCCACUCAUGGGCUUCCCUGAAGAUUUCCCGAAGUACCCAACAAAAUCCCAGUUCAUUUCCUACAUGGAAACCUAUGCUUCACACUUCUCAAUCAAGCCCAAGUUCAACCAAGCUGUUCAGAGCGCUGAGUUUGAUUCUGGGUUUUGGAGGGUUAAGACUCAAGAUUUUGAGUACAUUUCCAAGUGGCUUAUUGUGGCCACAGGUGAGAAUGCUGAGCCUGUUAUACCAGAAAUUGGUGGGAUGGAGAUAUUUCAAGGCCCUAUUCUUCACACCAGUCUCUACAAAUCUGGCUCUGAUUUCAAAAACCAAAAGGUUUUGGUUGUUGGCUGUGGAAAUUCUGGCAUGGAAGUCAGCCUAGACCUCUGCAGACACAAUGCAAAUCCUCAUAUGGUAGUUAGAAACACUGUUCAUGUUCUACCAAGAGAGAUGUUUGGUUUCUCAACCUUUGGAAUUGCAAUGGCACUUCUCAAAUGGCUGCCGUUGAAACUUGUUGACAAGGUCCUCUUGCUACUGGCCACAAUCAUCCUAGGCAACACAGACCAAUUAGGCCUCAGGAGGCCAAAAACUGGUCCAAUUGAGCUCAAAAAUGCCACAGGAAAAACCCCAGUGCUUGAUGUAGGAGCAUUGGCACAGAUAAAAUCUGGCAAAAUAAAGGUGGUGGUGGAAGGUGUAAAAGAGAUAACAAGAAAUGGAGCCAGAUUUAUGAAUGGACAGGAAAAGGAGUUUGAUUCUAUAAUCUUAGCAACUGGGUACAAAAGCAAUGUGCCUACUUGGCUCAAGGGUUGUGAUUUUUUCACCAAAGAAGGCAUGCCCAAAACACCCUUUCCUGACUGCUGGAAAGGAAGCGAAGGACUUUACACAGUUGGCUUCACAAGAAGAGGGCUUCUUGGAACGGCCUCUGAUGCUGUUGAGAUUGCCAACGACAUUGCUCAACUUUGGAAGACAAACAAAGACUGGAGGAGUUCUUGUAAUUCCCAUAUUAUUCUUCUGAAAUAAUGUUCGACAAUAUUGACUUGUUGUAUAAAAAAAAAAUAAGGAAGAAAAAAAAAACAAGCGAUAAAUUAGGUUAUUCUCUGAGUUAGUGGUGUUUACAGGGGAUAAUGAUUUUUAUUUAACCUUUUUUUUAGUACAAGCGAUAGUUUAAACUAAAGGUGAUGAGAAUUUUUCUCACACACAACUAUGAUGCCGACGUAGAGAUUUGAACCUGAGACUUUGGGUCUGUAAGUCAAUGCCCUUUUCCACUCAGUUAGACCCCGUUUCCUUUA
Messenger RNA from Prunus avium (sweet cherry), 1499 nucleotides. RefSeq names its product putative indole-3-pyruvate monooxygenase YUCCA4. Gene Ontology annotation, molecular function: flavin adenine dinucleotide binding; monooxygenase activity. Gene Ontology annotation, biological process: auxin biosynthetic process. Lineage: Eukaryota; Viridiplantae; Streptophyta; Magnoliopsida; Rosales; Rosaceae. Gene Ontology annotation, cellular component: endoplasmic reticulum membrane. The record is from RefSeq and is a predicted model, not a curated record.